Quercus robur (English oak) is the source of this 779-nucleotide messenger RNA. Its product is annotated as E3 ubiquitin-protein ligase RHA2B-like. The record is from RefSeq and is a predicted model, not a curated record. Lineage: Eukaryota; Viridiplantae; Streptophyta; Magnoliopsida; Fagales; Fagaceae. The coding region runs from base 117 to 608 and encodes 163 amino acids. The transcript has a single exon.
AAAACCACUGCACCUAGCCACAUUUAAGGUUUAAGCCUUAUAUAUAUGUAAAGCACCAUUAAUUCAUUAUUCUUUGAGCAAAAUAUCCUCUGCACUUCCUUCUGCAGCUAGCAGCAAUGAAAGCCCUCUCUGAAUUCUUCUACAACCUCAGAACCAUGACCAUAGUCUUCUUCACUCUCCUACUUAUUGAAAUCAUAAUUCUGAUCCGUUCACUCACCGGAUUAAGCCCCAACUCCGAUAAACUUGUAAUCACAACAAGCCAAUACCUUAAACUCAUUGAAAAAAAGAACCCCACAAUUAGUUUCAGUAAAAGAACGAGGAUUAUGGCCGAGCCAAUUGAAUGCACUGUGUGUUUAUCCGAAUUUGAAGAAGGAGACAAGGUUAGAAAUUUGCAAUGUAAGCACACAUUCCAUAAGGAUUGCCUAGAUAGCUGGCUACAACAAUAUUGUCGUGCUACAUGCCCACUUUGCCGGAUUAAGGUUGUGCCGGAUGAGAUUGUGGAUAGUUAUCGUCGGAUGCGAAAUCAGGUAGAGUAUGAUGGGAAUGAUGAGGAGAUUGUUUUCUUCUUGUCUGCAUUACAUGGCAAUAAUUUCCGUAGAUGGUUCUAAGUUCUCAGCACCCAACUUUUGUACGUACAUAGAAGCAUAUAUGUAGCAGAUUCUUGUUUUGUGUUAUCAACUUUUUAAGAACAAAAAAUGUAGGAAUUUUCACAUAUUGCUUCAGAUUAAUGUAUGUCUUGAUCAAGACUAUAUUCAAAAUGUAAUGAGAUGAAUUACUCA